GUUUCAAUAUAUAUUUGAGGUCGCUGUUAAUUAUAUUCAAUCCGUGGAUGGAAAUAUACAUAAACCAAAAAUAUGGCACAUUUACUUAGAUGCUUCGUGCUUUGUUUGCUAAGCGAGUAUUUAAUUGUUUUUUCAUUGCUUAACAACUACAAUUAUUCUAGUAUUGGAAAUAUGACUGGAGGAUUAGUGACUGAUGAUGAGUUGGGAAAUGCUGAUAUUUUCCGUCAGCUUCUAAAUCAAGAAACUAUUAUUCGAGUGGCUCUGGUACAAAACGUCCAUUCUCUAAUGAAAGACAUUCUGACCGUUAAGAAUUCAAUGCUCGUGUUGGAAACAGUUGUGGAAAAAUUCAAACUUGCAACGGAAAAGACAAUUUUCAAGUUAGAAACAGAAGUAGAAAAACUAAAAUCGGAAAACCAGCGUCUAAAGAACGAUAAUGCAGAAAUGAAAUUAUUUCCUUGCAAUUGUGUAAAUGGAACAUUUCAAACAGUCCAAGACUCAAUUUCAGAAAUGCAGAGAAAUCUUGAAACAAAGUUUACACAACUUGAUUCAGAGUUACAGACGAUAACAGCAAAGAAAGCAAAUGUAUCAUCCAUUGCAUCUUUAGAGACAUCCUUGUCAUACAUUUCAACUCAAAUUGGAAACCUCUCAAAGAGUGUGGCCUUCACAGCUGGAGCGACGACUUCUAGUGCUUCUUGGAACAGUGGAACAUUAGUAUUCGAUAAAGUUAUCAACAACGUGGGAGGAGGGUAUAACCGUCACACCGGAAUCUUCACCGCACCAGUUGAGGGGCAUUAUGUGUUCUAUGUCUGUAUCGUAAAUCAUAGCUCUUUAUAUGUAGACUUAGUGUUAAACGGAUCUAGUCAAGUCCAAGCAAUGGCUAACUCUUUUAAUGCUAACGAUCAAUAUGAGACAGGUACAAAUCUUGUAAUAUUACACCUGCAGCAGGGAGACACUGUAUGGGUAAAACAUCAUCGUGGUAUACUGGUUAUUAUACCUACAGUAACGCACCAGUAACAGCGU
Messenger RNA from Saccostrea cuccullata (small rock oyster), 1020 nucleotides. RefSeq lists its product as uncharacterized. The transcript has 2 exons. NCBI's taxonomy places the organism in Eukaryota, Metazoa, Mollusca, Bivalvia, Ostreida, Ostreidae. Bases 73 to 1014 code for a protein of 313 amino acids. Gene Ontology annotation, molecular function: protein binding. The record is from RefSeq and is a predicted model, not a curated record.